GAACGCAAGCAGAGCCACGCGACAAACAAAAGAGGCGCAGGUAGAUGCUGCACUAACUGACAACUGCAACGUGAGCGUAGUGCAAUCAAAGUAGACUUCACUUCCAGAAGAUCAUUCUGACUGUAGGAUUCAGAAUUAGGCUUACGCACGCCGUGACAGGAUCAGCGAGGACGCUGCUGUAAGGUUCUGAAGCACGACUAUAACCGUCUUUGGCGUUUGAUAUGGAGCUGGAGCACUUUGACGAGCGGGACAAAGCCCGGAGAAACUCGCGUGGGGGCUCACGACCAAACGGCUACCACAGUCCGACGCACAGCGCCCACUGUAGCCUCUACCGCACGCGCACCCUGAAAGCGCUCAUCUCGGAGAAGAAGGCUAGGAAGGUCCGCUUCUACCGCAACGGGGACCGCUACUUCAACGGGAUCGUGUACGCCAUCUCCCAGGACAGAUUCCGGUCGUUCGACGGCUUGUUGGCAGACCUGACCCGCACUCUGUCCGACAAUGUCAACCUGCCACAGGGUGUUCGGACCAUCUAUGCCGUCGAUGGAAGCAAAAAGAUCACCGGCAUCGAUCAGCUGGUUGAAGGUGAGAGUUAUGUCUGCAGCUCCGUCGAGCCAUUCAAAAAGCUCGAUUACACCAAGAACGUCAACCCAAACUGGUCUGUGAACCUGAAGGCUUCCGGAAUGUCCCGGGCCCCGCCCUCGCUGGCCAGCACCAAGGCCGUUUCCCUGGAGACCAAGGAGGCCAAGGACUUCAUCCGGCCCAAGCUGGUGACCAUCGUGCGCAGCGGUGUGAGGCCACGCAAGGCCAUCCGCAUCCUGCUCAACCGGAAGACCGCCCACUCCUUCGAGCAGGUCCUCUGCGACAUCACCGACGCCAUCAAGCUGGACUCCGGCGUCGUCAAGAGGCUCUACGCCCUGGACGGGAAGCAGGUGACGUGCCUGCAGGAUUUCUUCUGUGACGACGACAUCUUCAUCGCCUGCGGCCCGGAGAAGUUCCGCUAUCAGGACGACUUCCUGCUGGACGAUAGCGAGUGCAGGGUGCUGAGGUCUACCCCCUAUGGGAAGCUCUCCUUGCAUGGCCGGGCGUCUCCCAAAAGCGCCGGGACCUCCCGGAGGAGCAAGUCUCCGGUGUCUGCCAGCUCAGUGAACGGGGCCCCUGGCAGUCAGCUCUCUACACCUCAGCCUGAGAAGUCCCCCUGCCCCUCCCCCAUCAGCCCCACCUGCUCCCCAAAAUGCAAGGAGUCUCAGGAAGCAGGCUCCUCCCUCUCCACCAAAGUCUGCAGCUCAUUGGACGAAGGCGAUGCCACAGGAAGUGAAGCAGAGGAGCCCCAGGUGCCUGCCUCCAUCGCGGAGCGGUACAAGGUGGGCCGGACCAUCGGAGACGGGAACUUCGCCGUGGUGCGAGAGUGCGUGGAGAGGUCCACCGGGCGGGAGUACGCCCUCAAAAUCAUCAACAAGGGCAAGUGCAGAGGCAAGGAACACAUGAUCCAGAACGAGGUGUCGAUCCUCCGGCGGGUGAAACACCCAAACGUGGUGCUGCUGAUCGAGGAGAUGGACACCUACGGAGAGCUCUACCUGGUCAUGGAGCUGGUCAAGGGGGGCGACCUCUUCGACGCCAUUACCUCCACCAACAAGUACACAGAGCGCGACGCCAGUGGUAUGCUGCACAACCUGGCCAACGCCAUCAAGUACCUGCACUGCCUUAACAUCGUCCAUCGAGACAUCAAGCCAGAGAACCUGCUGGUUUACGAACACCAAGACGGUAGCAAGUCCCUGAAGCUGGGCGACUUUGGCCUGGCCACAGCGGUGGACGGGCCCCUUUAUACUGUGUGUGGGACGCCUACCUAUGUAGCACCAGAGAUCAUCGCUGAGAGCGGGUACGGCCUGAAGGUGGACAUCUGGGCGGCUGGCGUCAUCACCUACAUCCUCCUCUGCGGCUUCCCUCCAUUUCGGGGGAGUAGUGAAGACCAGGAAGUACUCUUUGAUCAGAUUCUUCUGGGACAACUAGACUUCCCAUUACCAUACUGGGACAAUGUUUCAGACAGUGCCAAGGAGCUGAUUCAGUCGAUGCUGCAGGUGGAGGUAGAUCAGAGGUACACGGCUCUACAGGUCCUGCAGCACCCCUGGGUCAAUGACGGGGGUCUGCCGGAGAACGAGCACCAGCUGUCCGUCGCCGGAAAGAUCAAGAAGCACUUCAACACCAGCCCCAAACCGGACAGCACCACAGCUGGGGUGUCCGUCAUUUCCCUGGACCAUGACUUUGCCAUCCAGAGAUCCGGCUCUCUGGACUACUACCAACACCCGGGAAUGUACUGGAUAAGACCCCCGCUCUUGAUAAGGAGGGGCCGGUUCUCCGAUGAAGACGCCACCAGGAUGUGAGAACCCCUGCGGACACCGAGCCCAACCGAACGGCCUCUGUCCCCCCUCCCGCCCCCCCCCCCCCCCGCUGCGGCCCGGGACGCCACACUCCUCCCCCCCUCUCCUGACUCACCCUUCCAGAACACUGGACUGUACCCCGCCAGUGGGUAGAAAGGGAUGAAUGAAGGAAUAAAAGGGGGUGAUGGGGUAAAGGGUGGCAGGAGAGGGGAGAGAGGGAUGAAUGAAAGACUGAUGGAACAGGGGGAGAAUAGAAACGAGGGACAAGGGGAGGGAACUGGAAUAAAGAAGAAGGAAGCGGACAGGAGAACUAGAGAGGAGAGAGUGAUGAAGGAACUGCGUCUAAUUCUAAAACCUCGCUUUACUACACCCAGCACAACGGUGCGAACGGAAUUCAAAUCACCUGGGAUGUUUUCCUCUCAACAUCACUGUGUCGGGAUGCCACUGAUUUACACAUUUAUUUAUUUCAUAUUUUACCCGUUCAUUUUAUAUUUAUUGUAAAUGUUUUCAUGUUUUUAUAAACUGGAGAAUGGUGGUGAGUAACGUGACGCGGUAUUCGUUUUGUCCGUUAGUGUGUGAUGGAGUCUUGGCGACUGGCUGCAGAUCUUUAAGCACUCAAACGUCAAGUUUAUUUUUAGCGUUUGUCAUUUUUCAGCGUUCGUAAAUGUUUCAUACGCACUGAGUAGCGGUUUGUGAAAACUUUCCCUUUCAAAGGGAGUUUGACAGCUGGGUCUUGAAGCAGGCUUGCCAACUUUUGUGUCGGCCAGGAAAAGGCGAAUUGGUGCGAAUCUAUCCAACCCUUCCGUUAUGAAACCUUAUUCAUAGAAAUCACCACCCAACUGACAGCAACAUGAAAUCUUCUCUAAACCCGUCGAUAUCGCUACAUUACAGGUAAAGAGAAUAGACGGAUCGUCUCUCGCGAUGAAUUGGGUGUUAAAACGGGAAUCUCGGCGUGCGGCUGCUUUGUAAAUAAUAUCCGAUUUAUUUUAAUAGGUAAUACAAGUAUUUAUACGACUUCAAAACACCGCCUUUAGAGAAAGGGAAAAACGAAUAGGCCUACCUCCAUACAAAACUGUCACAGUUAAACUACUAGCCUAUUUACCAUUGCCUACGCCUGCGGUGAUACCUCAUUAAUAAGAUCUCAUGUGUAGCCCCGAGCAGAAUUCACGGAUGAGCACGGGUGGACAGAUAUGCCUACCGUAGCGACUUCUAAAUGCGUCCCCUAAAGCGAUGGAUUAAAGAGUAGGCGAUAUAAAACCUGCUGUGCCCAGUCCUUUAACAACCUUAACUAGCUUCUGUCCGUACGGACUGGCAGUCCAGUCACGGAAAAUAUUCAAUAUUAACCGACUUUAAACAAGUGUGCAGUCGGUGGCCCUGUUUUACUUGUGUAACUGCCUUUGUUGUGAAGUGUCAAGUGGAGAAAAAACAAAACUAUUUAAACUGUAUUGUAGGCUACGUGUGUCAUGCCGAGCGCCAUCACAUUAUGUCAUCUCAAAAAGUGCGAUUAUAUAACUGUAAAUACUGUAAUUACCACAGCGCUACUGUUCCGUGUCCAGUAGGCUACACAUGCAUCGCUUCGACCCCCUUCACUCUUCGUAUACCGACAUAGGCUAACUCGCACAACAGAGUUAUUCUUUUUAAGACGUGCCACUUAAUCCGCAAUGUACCAAAAGUUUGGUCUACAACAACAAACGCUGUGACAUAAGCUAACACCAUCGUCGCCGAGCGAAGAAGGACAAACGGAAGAAUUAUGAUUCAGCAGGUACGGUGUUUUGAUUUAACGUUGUGGGGAGAAACGUUUUCUUCAAGUUGUGGAGGGGCUUAAUUUAAUGACAGGUGCUAGUAGAAUGCCGAUGGAGAUUUUGAUGAUGCGCUUGGAUUGUGACAUUGAAUGAAUGGAUGCUUUUGUAGAGUUUGGUACACAUGUAGCAUUUUUUUAAACUUGCGAAGAUAACCGGAUGUUUUUGUCCCUCUCGUAUACGGAGGGUAAUAUUUUGUAUGUAUGGGUGUACAGUUUGUGUGUACAGUAUGUUCAAGGAUGUAUGAACUGUUAAUUAUUUGAGCGAACUACUGUUGUAUUGAGUCGACAGAGAGGAAGGCCUACGCAGCGUGUAUUUCUAAUGAGAAUAUUUACAGUGUUCGCAAGUGCUGAACACGACUUGAGAAUUUGCUGCAAUAAAGUCAAGGUACAGUACUUGUUUUGUUCCAAAUGUUGAUCAAAUAACCCAAAAGCAUUGCUCGACUUAAAAAUAAUGCAACUAUUUAAUCCGAUUACAAAUGAACAAUAAAGUAUCUUUGGUGAAAUUAA
Conger conger (European conger) is the source of this 4683-nucleotide messenger RNA. It is a transcript of the gene dclk1a, whose product is annotated as doublecortin-like kinase 1a. The transcript has 17 exons. Gene Ontology annotation, molecular function: ATP binding; protein kinase activity. The record is from RefSeq and is a predicted model, not a curated record. Bases 222 to 2378 code for a protein of 718 amino acids. Lineage: Eukaryota; Metazoa; Chordata; Actinopteri; Anguilliformes; Congridae. Gene Ontology annotation, biological process: protein phosphorylation; intracellular signal transduction.